Messenger RNA from Boleophthalmus pectinirostris (great blue-spotted mudskipper), 2058 nucleotides. It is a transcript of the gene lias, whose product is annotated as lipoic acid synthetase. The record is from RefSeq and is a predicted model, not a curated record. Gene Ontology annotation, molecular function: lipoate synthase activity; 4 iron, 4 sulfur cluster binding. The transcript is spliced from 11 exons. Gene Ontology annotation, cellular component: mitochondrion. Gene Ontology annotation, biological process: lipoate biosynthetic process. Bases 75 to 1238 code for a protein of 387 amino acids. Lineage: Eukaryota; Metazoa; Chordata; Actinopteri; Gobiiformes; Gobiidae.
GAACGCAACACAAGGCUAAAGCAGUUGAUCUGUAGAAUCGCUGUUCUCCAAUGACAUUAAGCUAGCCCAUAGCCAUGGCGUUGUUUAUACACAAUUAUUGUUUGGCAGGUCGUUUUUCCACCGCGCAACUAUUACGGAUUUCAAGAGCCAGUCCUGCAGUUUACACAAGUAACUUGUCAACUGUAGUGAAGUCCUCCCCAAAACGUGCUGACAGAAAGAAGGAGAUUCUGGAUGAUGAUGGACCCAAUCUUCAAGACUUUAUUUCUGGAGAUUUAUCAGAGAAAAGCAAAUGGGCCGAGUAUAGAGGCAAUCUGAAGAGACAGAAAGGAGAAAGAUUAAGGCUUCCUCCAUGGCUCAAGACUGAAAUUCCUAUAGGGAAGAACUACAACAGACUCAAAAAGACGUUGAGAGCCCUUAACCUUCACACAGUUUGUGAGGAGGCCAGGUGUCCCAACAUCGGAGAGUGCUGGGGAGGAGGAGAAUAUUCUACCGCAACAGCAACAAUUAUGCUGAUGGGGGAUACAUGUACUCGUGGCUGCAGGUUCUGCUCUGUAAAAACAGCCCGUCUGCCUCCUCCUCUUGAUCUGAAUGAACCCUACAAUACUGCAAAGGCAAUUGUUGCCUGGGGUCUCGACUAUGUAGUUUUAACAUCAGUGGAUAGAGAUGACCUUGCAGAUGGAGGGGCAGAACACUUUGCCAGAACAGUUACCAACAUAAAAGAGAGGGAUCCAAAAAUCUUAGUUGAAUGUCUCACACCUGAUUUCCGUGGUGACCUGUUGUCAGUGGAGAAAAUUGCAUUGUCAGGAUUGGAUGUGUACGCUCAUAAUGUUGAAACUGUUCGAGAGUUGCAAAGAUAUGUCCGUGACCCCAGGGCAAACUUUGUCCAGUCUUUGAAGGUUUUGCAACAUGCUAAGAAAGUUAAACCCACUCUUCUCACAAAAACAUCUAUCAUGUUGGGAUUAGGGGAAACAGAUGAACAGAUUCAGAACACACUGACAGAGUUGCGAGAAGCUGGUGUUGACUGUUUAACACUAGGGCAGUACAUGCAGCCAACUAAACGUCAUCUUAAGGUGGAAGAGUAUGUCACUCCAGAGAGGUUUGCUCAUUGGGAGAAAGUUGGAAAUGACAUGGGAUUUCUGUACACUGCCAGUGGACCUCUAGUGCGAUCCUCCUACAAAGCAGGUGAAUUCUUUCUGAAAAACUUGCUGGACAAAAGAAAAGCCGAAGGAACAGAAUGAAACUAAGAUGCUUUGAAAUAUAAGUGUUUACCAUUUUCACUAUACUUUUAUACCUCAAUAUACCAACAUGUACACAAAAAAGUAUAAUGUAUCAGGACAUGUCCAAAGCACACAAAUCUUUAGCUAAAUUGGAGAGACCAGUUACUAAGUGUGUCUCAGAAGGACAGUGCAACUAACCAUGAUACAAACUUAACAGGUCAGGACAUCUUGAAGAUAUCUUCCUAUCUUAUCAAUGCCCUCCCUCACAUGCUUAACAUGUAAAAUUACUUUUUAACGACUCCAGUGAGUGAGGGAUAGUGAAACCUCGAGACAAGGACAGCUCAAGGUUUUGUCCUCAUCUCCAUGUUUUUGGAGAACACUGUGACCUAAAUUAAGUUAUUAAAACUCACGGAAUAAAUAAAACUACUAAAGUGUUGAAUAGUCACGGUCACUGGACAGAGAAGCACUAAUAUAAAUUUAUCACACAUACAAUAAAUAUAAAUGCAGUACUAUAGUUUUGGUGAGUAAAUAUUUGAUUUAAGAUCAAUUUAAGCCUUUGGUUUUUAAAAGAGUUGAGAGAACAAAAUGUGUUUUUUUCUGCUAAGUUGAAUAACAUGGACAGACAGUACAUUUAUUUUAUUGCAUUGGCCCUUACAAAUUCAGAUACAGAAGACAUGAAUUAUACACAAUUUAUAAAAAUAUUUUAAAAUACUUAAAAUGUAUUUUUCUUUAUCAAUAAUACAUGACAUGUUAAUAGUAAAAAAAUGCUUGGUUGUUAAUACAAUGCAUCGCCAAAAAUGAGAAUAAAAAGAAAUGUUAAUAAAUCGUUAUACAAAGCCUU